Messenger RNA from Aspergillus alliaceus, 1585 nucleotides. RefSeq names its product MmgE/PrpD family protein. Gene Ontology annotation, molecular function: lyase activity. The transcript is spliced from 2 exons. NCBI's taxonomy places the organism in Eukaryota, Fungi, Ascomycota, Eurotiomycetes, Eurotiales, Aspergillaceae. The record is from RefSeq and is a predicted model, not a curated record. The coding region runs from base 80 to 1549 and encodes 489 amino acids.
CAGAACCCAAAUACCAGGCCUUCCUUUCCUUUUUAUUGUUUCUAUCUUCUUCUAUUCUAACUCAAUCUGACUGAGCAAGAUGCAUGCGACGGAGUCUGCCCAGAACGGCCAGAAGGGAGUUACCGCUCAAAUCUGCGACUGGGCAUCCAACUUGAAGGCUGAAGAUAUCCCAGCCGAUGUCUUGGAGCGGGCGAAGUAUCUCAUUCUUGAUGGUAUUGCCUGUGCGCUCGUGGGCGCAAAGGUGCCAUGGUCUGAGAAGUAUGCCGAGGCGACGAUGGGCUUCGAGCCAGCCGGCUCGUGCAGUAUAAUUGGGUACGACAAGAAAUUGGGUCCCAUUGCAGCUGCGAUGAUGAACGCUGCAUUCAUCCAAGCAACCGAACUGGAUGACUACCACAGCGAAGCUCCACUCCACUCAGCAAGCAUUGCUCUGCCAGCCAUAUUUGCCGCAAGUGAAGUAUUGAAUCAACAAGAGAAAGCUGUGACAGGUCUGCAAGUUAUCCUGGCAUCAAUCGUGGGAUUUGAGACAGGUCCCCGAAUUGGCAAGGCCAUCUACGGAGCUGAUCUCUUGAACAACGGCUGGCACUGUGGUGCAGUCUAUGGUGCCCCGGCUGGUGCCUUGGCCUCAGGAAAGCUCCUCGGUCUUUCCCCGGAGUCUAUGGAGGAUGCUGUAGGAAUCGCAUGUACCCAAGCUUGCGGCUUGAUGUCCGCGCAGUACGGAGGUAUGGUGAAGCGGGUGCAGCAUGGAUUUGCGUCGCGAAAUGGGCUCCUCGGAGGCCUCUUGGCGCAUGGUGGCUACGAGGCCAUGAAAGGCGUCCUGGAAGUCCCAUAUGGGGGUUUCCUCACCAUGUUCACGAAAGGCAAUGGCAAAACACCCGCUUACAAAGAAGAAGAGGUGACAGCGGAGCUGGGCACAUUCUGGCAUACGUUCACACUUCGGGUCAAGCUGUAUGCUUGCUGUGGCCUUACCCAUGGCGCCGUUGAGGCACUCGAAAACCUGCAGAAGAAGUAUCCCGACCUCUUUGCGAAAUCAAAUCUCAAGAACAUCCGCCAUGCACAUGUGCAAUUGUGCAGCUCUUCCUAUAGCCACUGCGGAUGGAUCCCCAGUGAAAGACCCAUCAGUUCGAUCGCAGCUCAAAUGAGUAUUUCCUAUAUUUUAGCCGCCACGAUGGUCGACCAGCAGUGCCUACUGGCUCAAUUCUCCGAACAUGAUAACAACCUCGAAAGGCCGGAGGUCUGGGAGCUGGCGGAGAAGAUUUCCUCAUCUCGUAGCGAGGAGUUCGAUGCUUUCUAUGGUGUUAGCUCAGGCCGAGUUUUGGUGGAGUUCAAUGAUGGCACCCAGGUCUCGGAGACCGUUGAGAAACCCCAGGGAGUCAAGGAACCCAUCCCGAAUUCGCUGAUCCUGAAAAAAUACCGCAACCUUGCAACCAGUGUGACUGAUGCAACGAAGGUCAAAGCUAUUGAAGAUCUUGUGCUUAACCUGGACACCGCCGACGACAUCCGGCCAUUGCUCGAUUUGUUGAAUAGCCCGGUGAAAUCGCCAUUCGCAUAAGGGUCGCAUUAGCGAAAAUUCUUAGUUUAACUUGAC